AUGAGCUCGAACGGAGAAGCUUCAGCCAAAGGAGGCAGAGGCCGUAGGUCCUCCAAGUCUCGCUCCCGUUCACAAAAGGCAGGAUUGAAUUUUCCUGUAGGAAGAAUUGAAAGGCUUCUGCGGGAAGGCAACCCUGCCACUCGAUUCAGCGCGGGUGCGCCAGUCUACUUAGCAGCUGUUUUAGAAUACUUGGCUCUUGAGGUGUUGGAGCUUGCAGGCGACACUGCCACACAGGCCAACAAAACUAGAAUUACUCCAACACAAAUUCAAGCGGCUGUGCAAACUGAUAAUGAGCUAAGGGAACUGUUUAAGAAUGCUACGAUUCCCAGUGCUGGUUUGUCGGGCAAUAUUCGUGCCGAGCUUUUUCCAAAGAGUGGUGCAGGAAAUCAAGGAGAGGGUAGUACCUCAAUUUAG
This is a messenger RNA of Andrographis paniculata, 414 nucleotides long. RefSeq lists its product as uncharacterized. The record is from RefSeq and is a predicted model, not a curated record. Gene Ontology annotation, molecular function: DNA binding; structural constituent of chromatin; protein heterodimerization activity. The transcript is spliced from 2 exons. Bases 1 to 414 code for a protein of 137 amino acids. NCBI's taxonomy places the organism in Eukaryota, Viridiplantae, Streptophyta, Magnoliopsida, Lamiales, Acanthaceae. Gene Ontology annotation, cellular component: nucleosome.